Molecule: messenger RNA, 408 nt
Organism: Trichoderma gamsii
Lineage: Eukaryota; Fungi; Ascomycota; Sordariomycetes; Hypocreales; Hypocreaceae
Product: histone H2A
Exons: 3
Coding region: 1-408 (135 amino acids)
Cellular component (GO): nucleosome
Molecular function (GO): DNA binding; protein heterodimerization activity; structural constituent of chromatin
Source: RefSeq, a predicted model, not a curated record
AUGACUGGCGGCGGCAAAUCUGGUGGCAAGGCCUCUGGCUCCAAGAACUCCCAGUCCCGUUCUUCCAAGGCGGGUCUUGCUUUCCCCGUUGGUCGUGUCCACCGUCUUCUGCGAAAGGGCAACUACGCUCAGCGUGUCGGUGCCGGUGCUCCCGUCUACCUGGCCGCUGUCCUCGAGUACCUCGCCGCCGAAAUCCUCGAGUUGGCUGGCAACGCCGCUCGUGACAACAAGAAGACCCGUAUCAUCCCCCGUCAUCUCCAGCUCGCCAUCCGAAACGAUGAGGAGUUGAACAAGCUGCUGGGACACGUCACCAUCGCACAGGGUGGUGUUCUGCCCAACAUUCACCAGAACCUGCUCCCCAAGAAGACAUCGGGUAAGGCUGGCAAGGGCUCCAGCCAAGAAUUGUAA